CUUCCUGUUGCACACACAUUGCACCUGGUAUUCGUCCUGUUCCCGUAAUUAAGGAUGUGCACUCUGUGUGCUUUCACCUUCUUUAACGUUUAGACAACCUGCAAACUUUGCCACUAACAGCUACCUGCUGCUGACACGAGGCAAGCAGGAAACGGUGGUUGCUAACGUCCGUGCGCAUGCGUAGAUCACACGUCGUCGUGUUGUUAUCUCGAGUGUAGAGAGAGACACAGUUAGUUAGAGCGGUCCUCCUGAGCUGGACUUUAAUACUUUGAGCUGGACACAAAGAUGACAGGACCGGAUGAGACGACUCACUGCAGACCAUCGAGCGAAACGGAAACGCGGUUUAGAAGCAGUUUAAAUCCGAGUUGUUCUUUCCCUUCUCUUUGUUUAAAGCUAUUUAACUAAGUGUCAGUCAGCUGACUGCAGCUGCACGCAGGCGGAUUGUUUAUCUGGACAAGCACGACGCUGUGUGGGGUUAAGACAUGAGUGUCCUUUUGUGGGAUCAGCUCCAGGCUGGGAGCUCGGAGGUGGACUGGUGUGAAGGGAAUUAUCUCAUCUAUCCAGAAAUAGCAGAGUUUUAUAACACGAUAAGCAAUUUUUUAUUCUUCAUCCUGCCCCCUAUUCUGAUGUGUCUGUUUCGUCAGUAUGCCACGCAUUUCAACAGUGGCAUCUAUCUGAUCUGGACCCUCCUAGUGGUGGUCGGAAUUGGCUCCACUUAUUUCCAUGCUACCCUGAGUUUCCUGGGACAGAUGCUGGAUGAAUUGGCAAUACUCUGGGUUCUUAUGUGUGCCAUCGGCAUGUGGUUCCCCAAGAGAUACCUGCCCAGGAUUUUCCGUCGAGACAGAUCAAGGUUUAAAAUGGUCAUAGGCAUCCUCUCUGGGAUCACCACUGGUCUGGCUUUCAUUAAGCCUGCCAUUAAUUCGAUUACGUUAAUGACGCUGGGAAUUCCGUGCACGGCUCUUCUCAUCACAGAACUUAAGAGGUGCGAGAAUCUGCGCGUGUUUAAGCUGGGCCUCCUCACUGGUCUGUGGUGGACUCUAGCACUCAUGUGCUGGAUCAGUGACCGUAUCUUCUGUGAGAUGUGGUCAUCUGUAAACUUCCCAUACCUCCACUGCGCCUGGCACAUUCUGAUCUGUCUGGCCUCCUACCUUGGCUGUGUGUGCUUCGCUUACUUCGAUGCAGCCACUGAAGCUCCAGAACAAGGCCCGGUGGUUAAAUUCUGGCCCAGUGAGAAGUGGGCCUUCAUUGGAGUGCCCUAUGUAACUCUGCUUUGUGUUCAUCACAAACAAUCCAUCAAGGUGACAUGAUCAGAUAGUGGUGCUUAAAAUAUCAGAUAUCAGUGCACUUUUAUGGACUGAGCAUUCUUCAGACUGAGGAUUAAGUGGCUCCAUGAAGUGCUUUGUUUGUAUUGUUAAUUUAUAUACUUCACAUAAGCAUAUUUUAUUAUGAAAACAUCCCAAAAAUGGAAAAAAAAAGAGAGAUUUUUUUUUUUUAAUGUUCUUGGGACCCAAGCACAAAAUGAACAUAGCGAAACACUGACAUUUCUUUUGGUCUGUGGGGGACCAAAAGUAAGACCGCAAAUAAUUUGCGGUAUUUCCCCCGAAUUAUUUUUAACCUACACCAGCAAUAUGAAUAGUGAACCCUUCAGUGCACACUGGAUUUCACAAUGCAUAUUACCAUUAAUAAAGCACUUUCUAAUAGUGUGAUUGUUACUUCUUCAUACUAAAGACUUGUUUUCAUUAUUUGAGUGUAAAAUUGGAAGUGAACAAUGUUAAUGGUAAAGUAAAAUCAAACCACAAUUCAACCAGUAUUAUCAACCGGAAUUAUUUUCCUUCAGGGUAAAGUUAUUUUGCUGUGAACAUUCAUUCAACUUUAAACAUGAACUUACUGGUCUAAUCUUUAGUCAUAUCCAGUUGCGUGAAUUGCACUGUAUGUCUGUAUGAAGGAUUACAAUUAAUGUAUGAAUAUUUUAGCCUUAAUGCAGAUGUUAGUAUGUGAGCCAUUUUGUGCUGCUGUGUUGCACAAUGUACUGGGAAAAGUAUUGCAUGGAACUGCAUUAUAAUCAAGUGUUCUAGCAAAAUAAAAAUUACCUCGUGAUUAUAUUACUUAUAUUGGGUUAUAUUACUGCUUCAUGUGUCCACAUGUUUCCUGAAAGAAUGUAUUUUGGGAAUAUAAAUGCAUGCUUUGUUGUAUGGAGGCUGGAAACUAAAGUCUGUUUGCAGAUCAUUUAAUUUAAUAUUCGAGAGUGAAAGCCAUGCUGUUGAAGCAACUGUGCAUGACAUGAUCUCAUUGUCAACACAUUCGAAGUGAGCCAGUUUUGCUAUGACAUGAACUGAAAUUGCCACAGCAACAGUAUCAGCAUUUCAGAGGCCAAAAAAAAAAAACACUGCCUCAUUUAGAUUGAUGUCUAAAUCUGUUUUUGUAUAGAUACAAACCUAAAAUAGUCUUCUUUUUUUUCGGGGGGUGGGGCUUACGUCCACUUACAGGACAACACAAACCCUAGUACACUUUUGUCUUGUACUCAACGGAGACACAGUGACCCCUACAAAGAUUAUUUUUCCUGUUUGUAACAAAUUAAUGAUUUUGUAGGUAUGGCUGAUAAUCGAUGGUAAUUUGUAGAAUGUAAUGCCUUUUUUCAUUUUGUUUAUGUAAUUAAAAUGUUCCAUGUUACCAG
Molecule: messenger RNA, 2674 nt
Organism: Ictalurus furcatus (blue catfish)
Lineage: Eukaryota; Metazoa; Chordata; Actinopteri; Siluriformes; Ictaluridae
Gene: acer2
Product: alkaline ceramidase 2
Exons: 6
Coding region: 483-1307 (274 amino acids)
Biological process (GO): ceramide metabolic process
Cellular component (GO): membrane
Molecular function (GO): hydrolase activity, acting on carbon-nitrogen (but not peptide) bonds, in linear amides
Source: RefSeq, a predicted model, not a curated record